CAAACAACACCAUAUGAAGUUACUAUUAUAUAGCCUCUUCAUUCACUCCAAACCUAUUCUCAUUAAUUUCCAUAUCUAUUUGUUCAUAAAUGAUUUUAUUCAAAUACAAAGGCCACUUGAAUGCAUAGCUAUUAGCUACUGAUCAACCAACCUAUUAUGCAUCAAUGGCAAUAAUAGAUCAUAAUGAGGUGAGGCAAUUAGAAGCAGAGAUAAAGAACAAUAAUUCGACUAUUCCCAAGGAUGGAUCUGUUUAUUUCUCCAUCAAGGUUAGGCCAACCUUGCCUGAUUUUCUCACUUCAAUCAGCCUCAGAUAUGUGAAACUUGGUUUUGGUUACCUCAUUUGCCGAUGGUUUUAUAUCUUGAUGAUUGCACCAAUUGUGUUAUUGAUCUUUGGAGCUGAAAUAUGGAAGCACAUACGCCAAGAUUUGUCCACCAAAUGUGAUCUUAUGGAUGCUUUCUUUUUAGUUGGCUUGUUUGUAUUGAUUCUAUGUGUCUACUUGUACUACUUGGUUCCUCGCUCUACAUAUUUAUUGGACUUUGCUUGUUAUCGUCCGCCAGAUGAUCUAAAGAUAUCAAAGGUGGAAUUCAUCGAGUUAGCAAGAAAAUCAGGCUACUUCAGUGAAGCUUCCAUAGGCUAUCAACGGCGAGUUCUCAAGAAAUGCGGGAUAGGCGAUGAAAGCUAUAUGCCUAGAAUAGUUUUCAAGCCAGACCACAAGAUAACGUUGAAUGAUGGCAGAGAAGAGGCUGCAAUGGUGAUGUUUGGGGCCAUAAAUGAGCUGUUUGCCAAGACAAAAAUCCGGCCUAAGGACAUUGGAAUCUUGGUGGUCAACUGUGGAGUAUUGAACACAACACCAUCGCUCUCUUCAAUGGUCAUAAACCAUUUCAAGCUUAGGAACAACGUGCAGAGCUUCAAUAUAGGAGGCAUGGGUUGCUCUGCUGGGAUCAUAGCCAUUGACAUGGCUAAAGACCUUAUGAAGGCCUAUCCGGGGUCAUAUGCACUGGUUGUGAGCACCGAAGCUGUGAGCUAUACUUGGUAUAAGGGUGACCAUCUUGACAAGCUCUUUACCAACUGCUUCUACCGAAUGGGAGCUGCUGCUAUGUUGCUCUCCAGCUCUCGACAACAUAGAUGGCGGGCCAAGUACGAGCUGCAUCAGCUGCUGCGAACUCACCACGGCAUGCUAGACAAAAGCUUCAAAAGCAUUCGUGUAGAGGAAGAUGAGGAAGGGAGACAAGGUGUGUGUGUGAGCAAAGACGCCAUUGAGGCUCUGCUUCUCCCUGUGUCUCAACACAACGAUUUUUUCAGCAACCAAAUGAAGUCUAAGACAGUGUUUGAGCACAUCUGCAUAGUGGCAACCAGCAAGAAAGUGCUGGAUGAAAUGCAGAGGAGACUAGGAUUGGGAGACGAACACAUGGAGGCGUCCCGGAAAACGCUUGAGCGGUUUGGCAAUACUUCAAGUAGCAGUGUCUGGUAUGAACUGGCUUACUUGGAGUCAACUUCAAAGAUCAAAAGUGGAGAUCGCAUUUGGCAAAUUGCCUUUGGCUCUGGUAUCAAGUGCAACAGCGUCAUCUGGAAAGCUCUCAAGAAUGUUGGGAGCCCCAUCCCAAGUCCAUGGGAUUGAAUUCAUUAUCCCCAGAUUAGCAAUGAAGUAUUUGUUUUCUUUUUUUUUUUUCUCUUCAAUUUGAAAUCAAAUAAUUUUCUUUCCGUUACCAUGAACACAUUAUUGCACAAAGCCCCUUCCUCUACUUUUUCAAAGAAAAUAUGAUGUUCACCCUGCUUAAGGCUCACGGCUCCAAACAAAAUUUUAAGAUUUAUGCGUAUGAAUUGAAUUAUUAUCCUAA
Cannabis sativa is the source of this 1839-nucleotide messenger RNA. RefSeq names its product 3-ketoacyl-CoA synthase 15. Gene Ontology annotation, cellular component: membrane. NCBI's taxonomy places the organism in Eukaryota, Viridiplantae, Streptophyta, Magnoliopsida, Rosales, Cannabaceae. The transcript has 2 exons. Gene Ontology annotation, biological process: fatty acid biosynthetic process. Bases 165 to 1619 code for a protein of 484 amino acids. The record is from RefSeq and is a predicted model, not a curated record. Gene Ontology annotation, molecular function: acyltransferase activity, transferring groups other than amino-acyl groups.